Messenger RNA from Danaus plexippus (monarch butterfly), 1081 nucleotides. Its product is annotated as coenzyme Q-binding protein COQ10, mitochondrial. Lineage: Eukaryota; Metazoa; Arthropoda; Insecta; Lepidoptera; Nymphalidae. The transcript has 3 exons. The record is from RefSeq and is a predicted model, not a curated record. Bases 196 to 858 code for a protein of 220 amino acids. Gene Ontology annotation, cellular component: mitochondrion. Gene Ontology annotation, biological process: cellular respiration; ubiquinone biosynthetic process. Gene Ontology annotation, molecular function: ubiquinone binding.
AAACUUGAAUCUGAUAUUGGCAUUUAAUAAUUUGCGAAAUGAAUUCAGAUUAAUUGUAGCUUAGUUUAAUAGAAAUUUUAAAUUAAAUAUUAGUUACCGCUGUUCUUUUAGUGAGUAACGUAUUUAAAUGGAGUAUUUAUAAAACUGUGCUUAGAUUUUAAAUAGUCAUGACAAUUUUAUCAAUCGCAAGAAAAUAUGAUAUUGACUAAAAGUUCUAACUUUGGACCAAAAGCGUUUCUUUCAGUGAAACAGUUAUUUUAUUUUCAGGGUCGUUACGUAAAUAGAAAUAAUAUACAAUGUCAUUGCCAUGCACAACAAGGACAACGGCGCCUAUUUUUUAGUUUUCCAAAGUCUAGUCGUAAACGUGAAUAUUGUGGAAGACAGCUAGUUGGUUACACAAUGGAGCAGAUGUUUGAAGUUGUAUCAGAUGUGGAGAGUUAUUAUAAAUUUGUACCAUGGUGCAAGCGUUCGAUAGUAUUGAGUAAAACCUCAGACCAACUGAAAGCGGACUUAAUAGUGGGUUUUCCUCCCAUAAACGAGAGCUAUACAUCAAAUGUUACAUUAGUUAAACCUUACUUAGUGAAGGCCGAGUGUAUGGAUGGUAGACUCUUCCACUACUUAUUGACACUCUGGAGGUUUAGUCCAGGACUAAAAAGAGAACAGCAAUCCUGUGUCGUCGACUUUCAAAUAACAUUUGAAUUUAAAUCAACAUUUCAUUCACAUUUAUCAAAUUUAUUCUUUGACCAAGUCGCUAGACAAAUGGAGGGGGCUUUUAUAAAUGAAGUCGGAAAGAGAUUUGGCCCGCCUACAAUAAUGUCUAGAAACUUACUGCAGAAUCCUCAAGCAGUAAAAAGUUGAUGAUACAUGAUUUUGAAUUUAGCCAAAUAUUAUUUUAUGAUAUUGAAAUAAUGUGAUGUAAUAUUAUUUAUGUGGAAAAAAAAGCAGAGCUUUUUGUUUUUGUUCUUAAUAAUAAACAGAGUUAUUAUAUAUUUUGUAUUAUUGUGUUAAUUAUAAUUAUAGUAUGUGUUAAAUACUCAAGUAUUGAAAUUUUACUUGAAUAAAAGAAUUUGUUAUUAAAACA